This is a messenger RNA of Telopea speciosissima, 2416 nucleotides long. RefSeq lists its product as uncharacterized. The record is from RefSeq and is a predicted model, not a curated record. NCBI's taxonomy places the organism in Eukaryota, Viridiplantae, Streptophyta, Magnoliopsida, Proteales, Proteaceae. The transcript is spliced from 2 exons. The coding region runs from base 103 to 2094 and encodes 663 amino acids.
CCUGUAACAGGAAACCCUUCUCUCUCCUUGUUCCUCUUGAGAAUUUGGACUUUGGAGUGAGGGUCGCCUUUGCUUGAUCACUUGAUCGAUUGGCUUUAAUUAAUGGAGCUGGUCCCUUAUUCCGAUCCAAACUCUAAUCCAACCGAUGCGUCCAAUCUUCCCUGGCAAGACAUGUUUCGAUCUGCUUCCGUUCGUAAACCCGACCCUACCCCUUCUUCUCAAUCCCUACCUGAUUCCGACUCACAGAAGAAGAAGAAGAAGCCCAACAUGGCAUCAUCCACCACCAACCUCGAUGAUUCCGAUCAGAAAUACCUUUCCGGUGAUCCUCAGGUCAGACUCGCUCUCUACAUCGCCAUGGCCCAUGCUGGCAUGGCUUUCUCCGCCUUCUUGCUCUACGGCGUCUGCAUGUUGCUCGAGGAAUAUCUGCGCCCCCUUCAAUGGGCCGUCAUCUGUUCCAUUCCUCUCAGAGGUAUUCAGGGUACCCUCGUCGAUUUUUGGUCUGAACCCUUGAAAUCAGGCCUCACGGAAACUGUUCUCGCCGUUCCCGUUGCCGUUUUUAGGGGGUUCGUUAGUACUCUUGUUGAUAUUCGCAACGCUUGUUUCCGGAUCGUUCUCCGCCGCCGUGGUGAAGAAGCGGAGAUUCCAGCAAAGACAAGGAAUCGGUUCUCCAAGCUUGUACGAUGGCUCGUCUCUUUUGGAGUCUUCCUGAUUGCUUAUGAGCAGAUUGGUGGUUUUGGGUCUCUUGCGCUUCUGGUGUCAGGUUUCAUGUUCACUUCUGCUGGUACUGUCGAUUCCACCAUGUCCGCCGUCUCUUCUCUGAAAACCAAUAGCUUUCACCGGACCCGACUUAGCGCUUUCCUAACUCGUGGGAUUCUCAAUAGGUUGAAAACUAUCGUGGCUGUUGGGUUGAUUGUCGGCAUGAUCGUUGGCUUUCUUUCAGGUUCUAUCUUUUUCUCUUAUAAAAUCGGAGUUGAGGGUAAGGAUGCUGUAAUAUCUCUGAAAUCGCAUCUGGAGGAGAGCAAUUAUGCAGAGAGGAUUGGCGUUAAGAAAUGGAUGGAUGAGAAUGAUGUCCCUGGAAUGAUGGAUAACUACACAACCAAGAUGUAUGAAGCUGUGUCUCAACAAAUCGAUAGUCUGGCCUUGCAGUAUAACUUGACAGAGUUUGUUGGUGGGUUUAAGCAUUUCGUUAUACCCCAAAAGGUUGAUCCCUCAGAGCCUUCCACGGCUUUGAUGAAUCCUUCCCCCAUUGCUCAGAAGCUAGUGAGUCUGAGAAAGCGGAUUUCAAACAGAGAAUGGGGACUGAUUUAUACAGAGCUCGACGAACUUUUCAGGGAAUUACUUAUUACUAGGGAGGAUUUGGUCGAGAAGUCUAAAGCUUUUGCUUUCCAAGGGAUCGAUGUGCUCAAACGUGUCUUUGCCAGUAGUAAAUCUCUUUUAGGUGGAAGUGCAAGCCUCAUGUUCUCCAUUGGUAACUCCAUCAUAUCUGGUGCAGUAGGUCUUCUCAACUUUGUGUCUCAGUCCAUGGUUUUCUUUUGGGUAUUGUAUUAUCUCAUCACAUCGGAGUCUGGUGGGGUAACAGAACAAGUAAUGGGUAUGCUUCCAAUUUCGAGGUCUACUAGAAUUCGAUGCGUGGAAGUCCUCAACAAUGCUAUUUCAGGUGUUCUUUUAGCUACUGCAAAAAUCGCUUUCUAUCAGGGUUGCUUCACGUGGCUCUUAUUUAGAUUCUACUCCAUACAUUUCUUGUACAUGUCAACUGGUCUUGCCUUCAUUAGUCCUCUGCUGCCAAUCUUGCCUCCUUGGCUUUCAACUAUCCCUGCGGCUGCACAGUUGGUGAUGGAAGGUAGAUACAUAAUGGCCAUCACAUUGUCCCUGAUUCACCUUGCUCUCAUGGAUUAUGGAGCAACCGUAAUUCAGGAGGAUAUACCUGGUUACAGUGCAUACCUUACUGGCCUUAGCAUUAUUGGUGGAAUUGCUUUAAGCCCAUCUGCACUGGAGGGUGCCAUUUUGGGUCCAUUAAUAACAACAGUUGUGAUUGCUCUAAAAGAUUUAUAUGCAGAAUUUGUUCUGACAGAAUCCAAGGAAAAUGCAGAGUAGGCAUUCCUUAUGUAGAUAUGGGCUGUUGAUCCCAGUUCUAAUGCUUUUGGCCUCCUGACAAAGAGUAACUUGUUGAUGUGAGGUUCUAUACAGGAACUGAUCUCAUUGCCCUUUCCUGUACACCUAGGCAUGUAUUUAUUCAUUUUUUCUCAUAAUUAAAUUUCCUAUUAGUUUCAAUUAGGAUUUUUUUUGGGGGGUCAUAUUGCUGUAAUUUUUGUUUGUGCUAUACUGCUAUAAACGAAUUGUACAUUUCCUUGUAUUCAUUGUUUAAAUAUAUAAGCAUCUUUCUGUACUUGGCCAGUUUGAGAUAUUCAUAUUGUAA